AUGUUAAAUACUAUGGAACCAUUUACAUCAGGUGAAUCGAGUCAGUUCAGAUCACGGGAUGUCGUGGCGAAUCAAAACUCCACCACCAUCAUGAAUUCUCGCGUAUUCGUCGCUCUCCUCCUGUGCGGCUUCUGGGCCUCCUCCGAGUCUUUGCUCCUCUUGGGAACCACCGCCGCAGUCGGGACCAUCGCCGCUACCACUGUCACUGCUUCUGCAGCGGCAGCUUUGGGCGUGGGCGCCCUUGCGGUACUCAAGGGAGUUCUUAUCGGGAAGCAUCUGAAGCGCCGUUACAGGAGGGACGUCGAUUCCAUGGAAGAGGACGUUGCAACGGAAAUUGCUGUGGCACAGAAGAUGGACUCUGCUGGUUGCGUGGCUAAGCUCUUGUGCGAAAUCGAGGCCAUGUCCGCUGACCAGCUCACGCCAGCCAUGUCCACCUUCAAGACCGCCUUCGAGAACAACCAAAACCUCGAGGGCUCCCGAGGCGUCUACGACUUGGCCAUCACCUUCGGCUCCAAGUUCGCCAAGAAAGACGCCAAGGCCUGCAGCACCCUCUUCGACAAGUGCGUCCUCUCCAGAGAGGAUCUCUCCUUCAUGCUGGAUUCCACCUUCUCAUGCUAGUCAUGAGCAUCACCUUAGACUAAGCACCUCACAAUCACAUCACGCGCACACACUG
Molecule: messenger RNA, 673 nt
Organism: Penaeus chinensis
Lineage: Eukaryota; Metazoa; Arthropoda; Malacostraca; Decapoda; Penaeidae
Exons: 3
Coding region: 1-618 (205 amino acids)
Source: RefSeq, a predicted model, not a curated record